AUGAACUUUGAUAGAUUUAAUCCUCUAUCAAACUACUUCUCUAAUAAUGGAAUAGAGGUAAGCGAUUGGGGUAUCGAAGAAGCUACGUCGUCGCCAUCAUUGUCAAAUCACAACUUUAGUCAGCCUUUUCAAAAUGGCCGAAGCAUACAUGAAUUAGCAUCACCUAAUUUACUUAAUGAGAAUAUAGAUCAUAUGAAAGAAAAACCCGCUGAAGCUGAUUUCAUGUAUUAUUAUAUGAUAAAUAACAUGCACAGAGUAAGUCCAUCCACUGAGAAUUUUCGAAAGUUUAUAAAAAAGUACUUGUCAUUAAAUAAUAUUCAGAAUGAAUUUUGGGAAAAGUUUAAAUACAAUCUAAUAGUAUCAAGUUUAUUAGACGAUUCGAUGAUACUAUCCAAAAAUGAACAAUCACUAAAUAAUUUACAAUGCAGCAUUAAUAAUCCCAAUGAUAACCCCAAAAAAUUCGUGAAAUCGUUAAAUUUUGAUGGCACUGAAUUAUAUAUUCUAAACAAGCAAUAUCAAUUGAAGUUUUCAGAUAAGCUAUAUAAUUCCGAAAUGCUUAUUCAAACAAUUUAUAUGAUAAUAUUCCUUCUAAAGCAAUCCUUGAAAGGCGUGAAUUCAAAAAUUUCGGCACAGAACAAGGUCAAGAUGUUCAAAAUUUUACUUAUUAUUUCCGUGAAAAUCGUACAAUUCAAAAGAAUCAAUUUGAAAAUUCAGUCUACAAAGGUAUUAAAUAUGUUGAAUGGAUUCUUAGUGAAUAAUUACAAAGUCAACAAAAAAUUGAUAAUGAAUUUAAUUAAUCUAAAAGAAAUGGAAAUGUUUGGAUUUAUGAAAAAUUCGAAAAUAUCAAAGAACAAAGUAGUUGACCUAAAAGAGAAUCUUGAUAAUACGUUAGAUUUUUUAAAUUUUAAUUUGAAGAGUUCAAUUAUUAAAUUAUUACCUUUCUUGAAUGGUCCUAUGUUUGAAAAGUACUGCAACAUAAAUAAUAUUAAUGUGUGUACAUUGAAUUCGAAGUACAAGGCUGACAGAACAAUCGAAAUUAAUAAUUCAAGCGAGAAGGUAACUAUUGAUGAGUUGACCUUUAAACUUAACAAAUUCAAUCAAUUGAGAAAGUUUUUAGUUUGCCAAUUACUAACUGUAAAUGAAUCACCUGUUAGAAGCUUUUAUCUAUUUCAAGUCUGGGAUCAAUUUAACAUAACUGAAUACGAAAUCGACGAAGUCUUGCAAAAUGAGUUCCUGUUUUUCGAAAAAUUAUUAGUGAUUGAAGAAUUAUUUGAUGAGCAUACAAGUAUUUUGAAAAACUUUAACUUGAUAUUUGAAAAAUUUGAAAAAAUAAAUAAAGUUGAGACAAGGCAAGAUGAUAUCAGCAAUAAAGAUGUAUUGGAGAUAAGCAAUCAGACUCGCUAUUCAGCUUUUGAAUCUAUCACUGAUACUAAUAUGAAUAAUUUGAUUAACAAACUAACUAAUAUUACUACAAAUUUAACGUAUUUCAAGAAAUAUAAUCAAUCAAUAUCAUCUAUAACUAAUAUUGACGAAAUGAAUGAAAAGCUAAUGAUAUUCAAACAGUUCGGUGAUGAAUUGAAUUCAAUUAAAGAACUAUACCAAGUAAACUUUGGUGAAUUAAACAACGAAUUUUAUAUUAAAUCAAAUGACUUAUCAUCAAUGAAAAGUUCACCAAGAUCGUCUGUAUCUUCUUCCAAGAGAAACUCUAAUUCUAAUGGAGAAUUUAAUUUGAAAUCUUUUCAUACCGUCAAUUCUAAUUCCGCUAAGAAGAGGUUCUCUUUGCCGAUGAAUCAGUCACUAUCUUCUAUUCCCAGUCCAACUAUACAACAAUCAACAUAUUCUGAUUCGAAUUUGCCUUCUCGAUCAUCAAAUAGUAAGGCUAAUGGACCAGAUACACAAUACAAACGAUUAUCUACUGGUCUUCAAUUAGGCUUAUUAACAGUAUUUGAAGAGCCGGGCCAUAAAGCCAGAACGGCCAACAGUAGGUUCUCGUCUGAUUUAAACCCCCCCUCAAUACAGGGUAAUGGAAAUACUAAUGAUAAGAUGAAUGGACCAGUUUGUUAUGAUGACAACUACAUGAACAUGCUUCCAUCCGCCAAUUACAACGAAACAUUUAACCAAGCAGCGCUAGAUUCUCUAUCAAAUAACUUGAGCCAUAAAAGGCUCCUUAAUACGCUCAAACGCUCCUCUAAUAACAGGUAUUCUCUAAAUUCAAUGAACUCAAAUAUUAGUGGAUUAUCGGAGUUAUUAAGUUCAACUCAAAUCACGACUUAUGACGAUGACCAUGAUGAAAGCAUCGAUGAUGGAGCUGGAGCAGAAAAGCAGAGUCUCUCUAAGGAAGAUUUAAAAUUAAAAUUAGAAGAAAGCUUUAACAGAAUUUAUAAUUUAGAACAUGAGAAUGAAAGCUUGAAAUUAAAAUCACUGGUUGAUAAUACAUUAAGCGACAAUACAAAUGAUCUUAAUUCUAACACUAAUAUCAAUACUAAUACUAUUACUAAAACCAAUGAUACGUUCAACAAUGGAAACCAAAAUAAUAAAGCAUUUUUGAGUGAACUAGAGAAUUCUUUGAGUGCAAAAGUAGAUACAUAG
This is a messenger RNA of Debaryomyces fabryi, 2589 nucleotides long. RefSeq lists its product as uncharacterized. Bases 1 to 2589 code for a protein of 862 amino acids. The transcript has a single exon. Gene Ontology annotation, molecular function: myosin binding. The record is from RefSeq and is a predicted model, not a curated record. NCBI's taxonomy places the organism in Eukaryota, Fungi, Ascomycota, Pichiomycetes, Serinales, Debaryomycetaceae.